AUGGACUCUGGACAGGCCGCAAACCCAAAAGACAGAAUAGUGAAGCCAGGGGCGUGUCCCCGGAGGAGCUGGGGCGUGGGCAUGUGUGCGGAGUACUGCUCCUCAGACACUGACUGUGAGGGCCACAUGAAGUGCUGCUACAACGGCUGCGGACACGAGUGCAUGGAGCCCUACAAGGUGAAGCGUGGCCGAUGCCCCCUGCCUCAGCCUUCUCAGAUGUGUGCGGAGUUCUGUCACCACGAUGGUCAGUGUCCCGAGGAGCAGAAGUGCUGCAGGACGUCCUGUGGCCACGCGUGCAGCGAGGUCCAGCCCUGCUAA
Molecule: messenger RNA, 318 nt
Organism: Knipowitschia caucasica
Lineage: Eukaryota; Metazoa; Chordata; Actinopteri; Gobiiformes; Gobiidae
Source: the annotation of a GenBank genome assembly